GGUCCUUGGCCCUUUUUGCGCCCCCGUCAUCGCCUGGUCGCUGCCCGGUCGACCGGCUCGGAGGCCGUCUUGGUCGCCGUCUUGGUCGCAUCCGUCGUCGCCCAUCUUGGUCGCCCAUCUUGGUUUCUGUUUCAGCCCCGGUCGCCUGCACCUCCCAUCCCCCCAGGUCUCCGUCGUGAACCAAACCGGCUCGUUCAAGCACUCGACCACAAUCCUCCACUCGGCCCAAUGCAGACAGAGGAGACGCUGGAUUUUUUGGAUGGGGCCGAAUUCGUCGUCAUGGAGGGCGAGCAAUCAAGCAUCCCCGAGGUUGCUGCCACAAUCCCGGUGGUCGACGACCCAACGCUGCCGUGCAUCACUCUGCGUUUCUGGGUGAUCUCGACGGUGCUGUGCUGCUUCCUGUCGCUGAUUAGCGCAUAUUUCAACCUGCGGCGGUCAGUGUUGAUGCUGACGCAGCUGUGCACCGCGCUGCUGAUAUACCCGCUCGGCCAUCUCAUGGCCCGACUACCCAGCCGAGACAUAUUCUUUGGUCGAGUUGGACUCCGGCUGAAUCCUGGCCCGUUCAACUACAAAGAGCACACCCUGAUUAUCGCUGCCGUGGGCACAGCGCUGUUCCAGCCCAUCGCCAUCAACAUCAUCGUCAUGCUCAAGUUCAUCGUCACCGCCUCUCCGGUCGACUCGACCAAUACCGAGUCCCUCAAAUGGUACAAGGAUCUGGACCCGCUGCUGGCGAUCCUGUUUGUGUUCACGACCCAGUCGUUCGGAUACAUGAUCGCGGGGCUCUUUUACCGGAUCUUUGUCGAGUGGGAAAAGAUGUGGUGGCCGUCGACGCUGGUCAUUGGCAAUCUGCUCCACACGCUGCAUGCCACCACCACCCAGACUCUCACUCGGUCGCGGCUGAAGCUCUUCAACUGGGUGAUGAUCUUUUCGUUGAUCUACGCCUUUGUGCCGUCGUAUUUUGCGCACUUUUUCCAGUCCGUGGCGCUGCUGUGCCUCUUUGGCGGAGGCCCGGCUCGGAAACUCGUCAACAACCCAAGCUCCAUGUCGCCCUCGGAUCCAGCCCCGAUGCUGGUGCAGAUGGGCUCGUCGGUCCAUGUCAACUCUGGCGGCGUCCUGGCGCUGUCCUUUGACUGGUCGUGCAUCGCCCAGUUCAUGCCCUUCUAUACCCCGCUCUGGGCCACGCUCAACGUGCUGCUCUCCUCGAUCCUUUUCACAUGGAUUGUGGUGCCUCUGCUCUACGUCAAGAACUUUUGGAAUGCACAGCUCUUUCCAAUGUACGGCAGCGGCGUCUACUCCAACAACGGCAGCGACUACAACAUCGACCUGAUUCUGGACUCGGGUUUCUUCAACAGCACAAAGUACGAUAGCUAUCCGAUGAACCUCUCGCCGGGCUAUGCCCUCUCGUUUGGCUUUGGCAUCGCAUCGCUCGCGGCGACCAUCGUCCAUGUCCUGCUCUACCACGGAAAGGAAAUCAUCGACAGCCUACGGUCACCCAAGGACUCACUCGCCAUCCUGAAGCGGGACGUCCACGCCAAGCUGAUGAACGCCUAUCCAUCCGUGCCGGACAAGUGGUAUUACCUCUUUGGCGCCACGGUGAUCUCGUUUGCGAUCUUUGUGCUCCAAAACUCGUAUCAGCUGCGGGCGCAGUGGUGGAUAUUGUUUAUGUGCACGAUCUUGCUUGGCAUCUUCAUCAUGCCGAUGGUGGCCAUCACGGCAAUCGCGGGCCUCAACGUCAACUCGAGCAUUCUGUUCCUGUUCCUGGGCGGCAUCCUGCAGGCGGGCGAGCCCGUGUCCGUGGCCGUCUUCAACGCAUACACAACCCAGGCCCUCUACGGCGCCAUGGGCUUUCUGUGGAACUUCAAGCUUGGCCACUACAUGAAGGUUCCGCCGCGGGCCACGUUUGUGGCCCAGAUCUAUGGAACCGCCCUGAGCAGCAUCUUUGGAUACGCCUUCACAAUCAUGUUCAUGUCGACGAUCCCGUAUUACACCCAGCACGACAAGAUCUACGGUCCGCCCAACCGCGACGGGUGGUUCCCCAUCAGCGCCUACCUCCUCAACUCGACGACGCUCAUCUAUGGACUGAUCUCGCCGAUCCGCGAGUUUGAGGGCGCCUACUGGCCGCUGAUGCUCUUUAUCCCGAUCGGGCUCAUUGUGCCGGCGAUAUUUUACUUGUUGCACCGGAUCUUUCCCAAGUGGGGGCUGUACUAUAUCAACUGGCCGAUCAUCUUCUUCGGCACCGGCGUCAGCUUCAACUUUGGCCCAACGGGCGUCUUCUCGGCACUGAUUGUUGCGAUCAUAUCGCAGUACUAUGUGCGCAAGCGGUUCCCCAACUGGUACUUCAAGUACAACUAUAUCUUUGGCGGUGCGCUCGACGUCGGUACCGUCUUACAGGCGUUCAUCCAGUUCCUGUUGCUGCUGCUGGUCCCGUCGCAGCUGCAAUCGACAGCGAACGAAUGGCCCAACUGGGUCCUGAACAACUGGGACAAAUACUCGGACGGCUCGUAUGUCUGGGAGACUUUUGAAUACUGCCUGCUGAACGAUCCGCCGUCGUCUUGAUGGCGCCAGCAGCCACCU
This is a messenger RNA of Polychytrium aggregatum, 2574 nucleotides long. RefSeq names its product OPT oligopeptide transporter protein-domain-containing protein. The coding region runs from base 229 to 2556 and encodes 775 amino acids. NCBI's taxonomy places the organism in Eukaryota, Fungi, Chytridiomycota, Chytridiomycetes, Polychytriales. The record is from RefSeq and is a predicted model, not a curated record. The transcript has 5 exons. Gene Ontology annotation, biological process: transmembrane transport. Gene Ontology annotation, molecular function: oligopeptide transmembrane transporter activity.